AAAUGAUAAGAAAAGAGGGUUUGUAUCUGAAUCUUCCCCCCAUCCAUCUAUGGCUUUUACUUCUAGAAAGCACAAGAAACCCAUUUCAUCUUCUUCUUCAUGGAGCAAAUUCCUAACGGAGCCACCGCCGGACUUCUUCCCGUCAAAGUCUGAACUUCUGAGGCUCGCAGCGGUUAUUACCAUCGCAACCACGGUGCUGAUAACCUGUAACUUCAUCAGUAACAUUCUCAAUCGCCAACCGAAGCCGUUCUGUGAUAACAUCGCAGAUUCCGAUACCAUUUCUCACGUAGAAUCGUGUGAUCCUUGUCCAACAAAUGGAGAAUGUAAAGAAGGAAAAUUGGAAUGUCUUAAUGGUUAUAGAAGAAAUGGGAGGAUAUGUAUAGAAGAUGGAGAUCUAAGUCAAACAACUAGAAAGUUUUCAGAAUUACUUGAAAGACAUGUAUGUGGAUCUUAUGCACAGAAUUUGUGUGAAGGAACUGGGGAGAUUUGGUUUCAGAAGGAUGAAUUACUCAAUAAUUUAGACGAUUCAAUCGUUGUAGAUAGCCAAACAAGUACUUUCGCGAAACAAAGGGCGUUCGAGACUAUUGCUAGUACAUUUGAGACGAGGACAAGUGUUCAUGGGACCCGAGAGUUGAAAUGCCCUGACUUAUUAGUUGAACAGUACAAACCGAUUUCAUGUCAUAUUCGGAACUGGUUCAUUGAGCAUGCUCCCAUAUUGAUGCUACUAGCUACAUUGUUAGUUGGAAGCAUGGUUUUGUUGCUAAAAGUUCGAAGGAAAUAUUAUCAAUCCACGAGAGCUGAACAGCUCUACAACCAGGUUUGUGAGAUACUUGAAGAGAAAGCUGUCACUUCCAGAGGUUUAAAUGGAAACGAAGAACCUUGGGUAGUUGCAUCGCGGUUAAGAGAUCAUCUUUUGUUGCCUAAAGAGAGGAAGGAUGGAUUGUUGUGGAAAAAGGUUGUCGAAUUGAUUCAAGAAGAUUCUCGUUUGGAUCAAUAUCCGAAACUAGUAAAGGGUGAUUCCAAAGAAGUGUGGGAAUGGCAAGUUGAAGGAACUUUGAGAAGUUCUGGAAAGAAGAACAAGGUUGAAGAAAGCAAGUUGAGAUCUAGUGAAAUCUUGAGCACCCCAUCUAACCAGCAGAACUGGAGAUUGAAGAAACCCGUGUUCUCUUGAACAGUUAAAUUUCAAUUUUAGCGCCUGAAAACCGUUAGUUGUCUGAUGGAAAUAUUGUAUAUUGACUAUCGAGUUUAUUUGCCUCAUUUAGGUUGGAUAUUA
Impatiens glandulifera is the source of this 1273-nucleotide messenger RNA. RefSeq lists its product as uncharacterized. The coding region runs from base 50 to 1171 and encodes 373 amino acids. Gene Ontology annotation, cellular component: nuclear inner membrane. NCBI's taxonomy places the organism in Eukaryota, Viridiplantae, Streptophyta, Magnoliopsida, Ericales, Balsaminaceae. The transcript has 9 exons. The record is from RefSeq and is a predicted model, not a curated record. Gene Ontology annotation, molecular function: chromatin binding.